CACCGCUGUCCGAUGCGACGUCAGUUGCGCCUGCGCAUGUGCGUUUGAUGUGCCCCCUCGAGCGGCAACGGGUAUUCUGGAUAUUGGGGGGACGAUGUGCAGUGCGCCCCAAACAGUCUGCUCGUGCCCAAACCAUUCGCUCGCGCGCGCGAUCCGGCCGGUUUUGCGUGCAGCCCCAGGUCAACCGUCGCAGACGGAGGUGGAAGUUGCGAGAAUAUUGCCGGAGAGGCCUGCGGCCAGCGCGAAGCUUGGCCCACCCUGUAUAUCCUCAAAUCCCAACCUAUGUCAUAACCGCAUCAAUCGCUCCGCGCCUUCACAACAAAACCUUUCAUCGCCCUCCCCGCCUGCGCAACUAAACUUCUCCGACCACCACCUCAACCCUCAUUGUAUUUGCGACCCCGCUGCCUCGUGCACGUAUCCCCCCACAACAUGUCGUCAGCAGAGGAGAACAAGUCCGAGAAUGGCCGUUUGCUGCUCGUUUCCAACCGCUUGCCCAUCACCAUCAAGCGCUCCGAAGAAGGCAAAUAUGACUUUUCCAUGUCCUCCGGCGGCCUGGUCAGCGGCCUGAGUGGUCUGUCGAAAUCCACCACGUUCCAGUGGUACGGCUGGCCGGGUCUCGAGGUGCCCGAGAACGAGAUUGGCACCCUGAAGGAAAAGUUGAAGGCCGAGUACAACGCAGUCCCCGUCAUGCUGGAUGACGAGCUUGCGGACAGGCACUACAACGGCUUCUCCAACUCUAUCCUUUGGCCGCUUUUCCACUACCACCCCGGUGAGAUUACCUUCGACGAGUCCGCAUGGAACGCAUAUACCGAGGCCAACCGCCUAUUCGCGAAGGCCAUUGCGGCGGAUGUUCAGGACAACGACCUCGUCUGGGUUCACGAUUACCACCUUAUGCUUCUGCCGGCUAUGCUGCGCGAGGAGAUUGGCACGACGAAGAAGAACGUGAAGCUCGGCUUCUUCCUGCACACUCCCUUCCCUAGCAGUGAAAUCUACCGUAUCCUGCCCGUCCGUAACGAAAUCCUGCUCGGCGUCCUUCACUGCGACCUCAUCGGCUUCCACACCUACGACUACGCAAGGCAUUUCCUGAGCAGUUGCUCUAGGAUACUUGGUCUUGCGACUACCCCCAACGGCGUUGAGUUCCAGGGCAAGGUUGUUACUGUCGGUGCUUUCCCCAUCGGCAUUGACCCGGAAAAGUUCGAGGAGGGUUUGAAGAAGCCCAAGGUUCAGGAGCGCAUUGCUACUCUUGAACGCAAGUUCCAGGGCGUGAAGCUCAUCGUUGGUGUGGAUCGUCUGGAUUACAUCAAGGGUGUUCCGCAAAAGUUGCACGCUCUUGAGGUUUUCCUCACUGAGCACCCCGAGUGGAUUGGCAAGGUCGUCCUGGUUCAGGUCGCUGUGCCUAGUAGACAGGACGUCGAAGAGUACCAGAACCUGAGAGCUGUGGUCAACGAACUCGUUGGCAGAAUCAACGGCAAGUUCGGUACCAUCGAGUUCAUGCCUAUCCACUUCAUGCACAAGUCUGUUUCCUUUGAUGAGCUCAUUGCUCUGUACGCUGUCUCGGAUGUCUGCCUGGUCUCGUCAACCCGUGACGGUAUGAACCUGGUCUCUUACGAGUACAUUGCGACACAGCAGAAGCGUCACGGUGUGAUGAUUCUGUCCGAAUUCGCCGGUGCUGCCCAGAGCUUGAACGGCAGCAUCGUCGUCAACCCCUGGAAUACGGAGGAACUCGCGGAUGCUAUUCACGACUCCGUGACCAUGGGCGCGGAGCAAAGGGCCAACAACUACCAGAAGUUGGCCAAGUACGUCAACAAGUACACUAGUGCUUGGUGGGGCCAGUCCUUCGUCAGCGAGCUUACUCGCAUUUCUGAGCAGGCGGAGAAGAAGCUGAACGUGCGUCGCGGAUCCAUCCUUGAUGCUUCUAGCAGCAGCAGCAACAAGGAGGAGGCUCAGGCUCCCAAGCCGAACCCAGACCCUGCUGAGGCUGAGGCCUGAGUAAGGGCCGCUUGGUCCACUUCAUCUGAAGAGGAAAUGCUUAAUGGCGUAUGGCUCAAGAACUUGGAAUGAUUAGCAUGGUAAUUGCACGGCAUUGUAUGACUCUUAAUGGAUUUGCUCGUCACCGGCGUAAGACAUUCGGGCUCUCAGAUAGACUUCGAAGCGAAGAUAUCCAGAACAAUUGUUCUCCUG
This is a messenger RNA of Aplosporella prunicola CBS 121167, 2181 nucleotides long. RefSeq names its product glycosyltransferase family 20 protein. Gene Ontology annotation, biological process: trehalose biosynthetic process; cellular response to heat. The coding region runs from base 430 to 1989 and encodes 519 amino acids. The record is from RefSeq and is a predicted model, not a curated record. The transcript has 5 exons. Gene Ontology annotation, cellular component: cytosol; alpha,alpha-trehalose-phosphate synthase complex (UDP-forming). Gene Ontology annotation, molecular function: alpha,alpha-trehalose-phosphate synthase (UDP-forming) activity. Lineage: Eukaryota; Fungi; Ascomycota; Dothideomycetes; Botryosphaeriales; Aplosporellaceae.